Epinephelus moara (kelp grouper) is the source of this 6266-nucleotide messenger RNA. Its product is annotated as tyrosine-protein phosphatase non-receptor type 14-like. Gene Ontology annotation, biological process: lymphangiogenesis; protein dephosphorylation. Gene Ontology annotation, molecular function: protein tyrosine phosphatase activity. Lineage: Eukaryota; Metazoa; Chordata; Actinopteri; Perciformes; Serranidae. Gene Ontology annotation, cellular component: cytoskeleton. The coding region runs from base 593 to 4489 and encodes 1298 amino acids. The record is from RefSeq and is a predicted model, not a curated record. The transcript has 20 exons.
CUAAAGGGACCACUACUAUAAACAUACGGAGUCCCUGCGCGAGAAGAAGACCACGUCGUAGUUAUCCACAGCCGAGUCGGGGAACUUUUUGUGACUGUUUUUAAGGACUUUUUGGCUCCGUGGGAAAAAGAAAAACGGACAAAAAAACUUUGUGUUUGAAGCAGCGACAGCGACUUUUUGUUCUGAAAGUUGCGCUUGUAUGAUUCAAGAGUCUCCCGAGAUUUCGCGUUUGUACGUGGGGACUUAUUUAAAAGCAUAAAACCGAUAUGAGGAUUAUGUGUUUGCUGUGAGCUCCAACGACGUCGAGCUGAAGAGGAGUUUCUCCAGCGGGGAGCAGAAAACGGCAUGUAGCUCAGGAUCAAGGCGCCUGCUCAUCCUCCUCCUCCUCAUCGUCCUCCCCCUCCUCUCCGGACAUCUUUGGGAAUGGGCCAGCGCCUUGCCAGGGUGCAUCUUUCCAUCCAGUGGCGUGGCUGGCGUCGUGCGAGAGUGAGGAGGGCAGCGGCCAGGUCAUAGAGCCUGCCCACCCCUCUCUCCGCUUGCUUGCUCCCAAGUGACUUUUGACCUUUGACCCAGCCGUGACCCACAGCCAGCCAUGCCCUUCCGGCUGAAGCUGCGGCGCACACGGCGCUACAACGUCCUGAGCAAGAACUACUUUGUGACACGGAUUCGCCUGCUGGACAGCACUGUGAUUGAAUGCACUCUGUCGGUGGAGAGUACGGGACAGGAAUGUCUGGAGGCGGUGGCCCAAAGGCUGGAGCUACGGGAGACCCAUUACUUCGGGCUGUGGUUCCAGGGAAAGACCCAGGCCCCGGCGCAUCGCUGGGUGGAGCUGGAGAAGCCGCUGAAGAAGCAGCUAGACAAGUUUGGCAAUGAGCCGCUGCUCUUCUUCGGAGUCAUGUUCUACGUGCCCAGUGUUUCCCGGCUGGAGCAAGAAGCCACCAGGUAUCAGUAUUACCUGCAGGUGAAGAAGGAGGUGUUGGAUGGACGUCUCCACUGCACAAUAGAGCAGGGGAUCAGACUAGCUGGCCUAGCAGUACAAGCUGACUUUGGAGACUUCACUCAGUUCAUGUCUCAGGACUUCCUCAGGGAGUACGUGCUCUUCCCAGUGAACUGGCCGAAUGGAGACGAGGUGCUGGAGGAGUGGACCCAGAAAGUCGCUGAGGAGCACAAGAGUCACUGUCGAAUGCAGACCGCUGAGGCAGAGCUGCUCUACAUCAAGGAGGUGGAGAAACUGGACGGCUUUGGGCAGGAGAGCUUUCCUGCUAAGGACAACUACACCAACGAUAUUUUCAUCGGUGUGUCCUUCAUUGGGGUGUUUGUCAAACACAGGAAUGGCAGAUCCAUCAUGCUCCACAAGUGGAAGGACAUUGGCACCAUAGCGCACAACAAGUCAGCCAUCACAGUGGAGAUAACAAGCAGAGACGACACCAUCAUUUUUCACAUGGAGGAUAUGGAAAUGGCCAAGUACAUCGCUCGUCUUUUCACGGCCAGACACAAAUUCUACAAACAGAACAAGAUCUGUGCAGAGCCCACUCACUCACCUGCACCAAUCCGGAGGAGGCCCACAUGGACUCACCGCCUAUCUCUGCCACGGCCCCAGUCCUGUAACUUCCAGUCAAUGCAUUCCCAGUAUGGAGAACAUUAUCAGGACACACAGAGCUCUCAAGACAGCAUCUUCCAUGACGACCCCUACUACAAGUCAGAGACCAGUCUGGACCGUUCCCUGGCGGACUUUCCCUUCCGUAACGGCACCGUGCCCAAUGGAAGCAUGUACAGCAGCCCCAGCCUGAGCUCCCUCAAUCACUCCCAGACUUUCGUCCCGCCCUCACCCAUGUCCUCCAACCUCAGCAUCCCCGGCAGCGAGCUCAUGCGCCCUGACUACAUCCCCAGCCACCGCCACAGCGCCAUCAUUGCUCCGUCCUACCGGCCCACACCUGAGUACGAUGCUGUCAUGCGGCAGAAGCGGCGCAUGCUCCCCGCUCACCAUGAUCUCCACAGCCAGUCGCUGCGCAGUCUGAACAUCAGUAAUGCGUGUGCUUACCGUCAGCCUGAGGCUCUGGUGUAUAGCCAGCCCGAGAUGAGGGAGAGGGGCCCUUAUCACGGCCUGGGGCCCAGUCCAGGACCCUACGCACCACAGAUCAGCUACAGUAAGCCAGUGUCCCAUGGGCCUCAUCAGGGAGGUCCAGCCAGCAGCCAGGGCCCCUGUCAUUCACCCUGCGUUAAUGGAGUUGGAGGCAGCGGCGGAAGUGGAGGUGUAGGAAGCUCCAUCUCUCACACUGUCAGCACACCUGAGCUGGCGAAUACCAAACAACAGGGGAACAAUGCGGGAAGCUAUGCAGCUACAGCCAACAUGCUGAGAAACCACAUGUCGCGGCCUCCUCCACCUUACCCUUCCAGCUCCUUCCGCCCGGCCACCAGCACCCCGGACCUGGCCAGCCACCGUCACCGCUGCAUGGGGGGCAGCAGUCCAGAGCUGGUUACCCGCAUGGUGCAGCUGUCGGUCAAGACCUUUCAGCCGGACAGCUCAGCCGUGGUGCACCAGUCCCUGCAGGAGGUUAGUGAACCAUUAACUGCAGCUGCUAAGCACCGCUCCACCCUGGGCAAGAGACACAGCAUGGAGGUGAUCAGCAGCAUGAGAGCAGGUGGAGGAGGAGGAGGGAUGGAGGGCAUAGUGAUGAAGAGCAUUAAUGCUCCCCUUCAUCGGAGGAAUACUCUCAGAGAACACGUGAUGCCCCCUCAGCCUCAGUCCAUCCCUCAGCCCCAGCCUCAAACCCCUCAGCCACAACCCCAGCCCCCACCUCAGCCUCCUCCUCCACCUCAGCAGCCACAGGAGCUGCCCAUGCAGAUGCCUGCCCAGAAAGCUCCUGAGGCUUCUGCAGCGCCGCCUGGGCCAGUGGCCUACCAGCAUCAAAAGACUCUCUCCAAUGCUACCAUGCUCAUACACAGUAGUGACAGUGAAGAAGAGGAGGAGGAGGAAGAGGAGAGGCCUGAGCUUGAUGUGCAAAUCCCAGGUCUCAAUGAGGACAUCAGCAUUAGCGCUCAGCUCCAGGCUGCUCUGGCCAAGCUGCCUAACAAACCCCCUCCGGAGUACCCUGGUCCUCCUAGACCUCCUAGCAGCGCUCAAAUCCGCACCCACAAUCACAACCACACUCACCACCACAAUCAUAAUCAAGGACCACAGAGCAACCACGGACCAGUGGACCCAAACCAAGCCCAGGGCCGAGCACUCAAGGCUGGGCAGAGCCCAGGUGUCGGCGGGCCUGGAUGUGGUAGUGGUGGUGCAGGUGGUGGUGGGACACUGACCCGAGGGGACCAGGGUGGCGUGAAUGGGGCGGUUUUAGGUCCAUCCAUUUCAGAACCGGACCUGACCAGUGUGAAGGAGAGGGUGAGGAAGGAGCCGGUCAAAGAGAGGCCGGUGUCAGAGAUGUUCUCCUUAGAAGACAGCAUCGUGGAGAGGGAGAUCGCUCAGAGGACGCUGGAAAGACAGAAGAUGUCCGUGGACUCCAUGAAGAGGCCGCUGAUGAUGGCUGCCCUCAACGGACUCUACGUGGCCCGAAUGCCUGUCCCAGAGAGCCCUGCGGAGGACGGUGCCAAGGCUGCUACAGACGAACGGUGUAAGACCUUGGAGUUGAAGCUGGAAGAGGAGCGGGUCUUCACUGAGUAUGAACAGGUGCCCAAGAAGAGGGCGGACUGUGUUCUCACCACAGCAACUCUGCCCGAAAACACAGAGCGCAACCGUUUCCGUGACGUCGUUCCGUACGAAGAGAACCGGGUCGAGCUUGUACCAAACAAGGAGAACAACACGGGCUACAUUAAUGCCUCCCAUAUCAAGGUGAUGAUCAGAGGGGAGGAGUGGCACUACAUUGCCACCCAGGGCCCGCUAGCCAACACCUGUGCUGACUUCUGGCAGAUGGUCUGGGAGCAGGGGGUCAACGUCAUCGCCAUGGUUACUGCCGAGGAGGAGGGUGGCAGGUCCAAGAGUCACCGCUACUGGCCCAAACUGGGCUCCAAACACAACUCAGCCACUCACGGCAAGUUCAAGGUGACCACCAAAUUCCGCACCGACUCGGGCUGCUACGCCACCACGGGGUUAAAGGUCAAACACCUGCUAUCUGGCCAGGAGAGGACGGUCUGGCACCUGCAGUACACUGACUGGCCCGAGCAGGGCUGUCCUGAAUAUGUCCAGGGAUUCCUCGCCUACCUGGAGGAGAUCCAGUCUGUAAGGAGACACACCAACUCCAUGCUGGACACCUCAAAGAGCCUCAAUCCACCUGUGGUGGUUCACUGUAGCGCCGGGGUGGGUCGCACCGGAGUGGUCAUCCUCACUGAGCUCAUGAUCAGCUGCCUGGAGCACAAUGAGCCUGUGGAGGUUCCCACCAUGUUGUCAGGGCUGAGGCAGCAGAGGAUGCUGAUGGUGCAGACCAUCUCCCAGUACAAGUUCGUCUACCAGGUCCUCAUCCAGUUCCUCAAGAACUCCCGCCUCAUCUGAGCCGGGGGAUCCUGACCUUUUGACCUUACAUGACGUGGCAGAACGGCACCAGAUAACGACAACGGUACUUUGAAUUAGCGUGAGGACUGUGCAGCAGAUACAGUGUAACUGAUAGCUGGUUGGAGGCAGAUACAGAGAUUCAUGUUGAGUUUUCUAUGAGGCAGUUUGUGGUGGAUUUUCAACUCACCUCAAAGGAGAGAAGGUUUCGCGUAGGCCUGUAUAAAAAUUGACGACCAAUUCUCCUAAUCAGCGUAUGUAGUUUUCCCCCCUGGGUUUAAUUCUUGGUCCUGCUUCUUCUGUGUGGAGAAUGCAUGUACGUGCCCCCCCCAUGUGUUCAUGAGAUUUCUCAGGAAAUAUCUUGAGAAAUCAAACCUCUGCCUGCUACAUUUCUCAUUCAUUAUUUAGCCAUGAUUAGAAAUGGCACUAUGCUGCAUGAACAGUAGGUGGCAGCAGUAUUAUUACUAUUCUCUAUACUCUGAAAGAGUUUGCCAAACAAAAGUAUUCUUUAAAAUCACUGUGCUAAAAUGUUCCUUUUAUUUUAACAGAGUAUUGAUUAAUACAGCAAAUAUUUACUUCAACAUUGUAACAAAUGUUUUUUAUUUAUUUCUAUCGAGAUUGUGCUCAACUCUGCCAUUGAACGGAGCAUUGACAAUUUUAUUUUUCAUCUUUGAGCUCAUCUUAAUUUUAACUAUACUUUUCAGAAAGCCUUCCUUGUCAAUGCCAAACGGAUCGCUCCCAUUUUCUGUCUUGAAUCACAGCACUUUGUGAUCAAAUGUGUCUCGUCACAUUUCCUUCCUAAAAGCAUUUCAAGUCUAAAAAGUGUUCAUUUAAUGAAUUGGAGUUAAUUUAUACGUAUUAUUUCACAGUUUCCAGUCAGUUGUGUCCCAAUACAGCAAAUGCUGUACACCCUGCAUUAUUGUGCCUUAUUUGAAACAUGAAACAAGGAGACGCUGACCACCCUGUCCUUGUUUUAGGGUUCUAGAUAGUCACCUAAAUUCUUUUUUCUUUUUUUACCUCCAAUGAUUAAAUCUUUAAAGGUAUACUAUGCAGGAUUUUCCUUAAAACAAUGUACAGACGAAUACAGAGAUAAUCCCUCUCAGUCAUCACAAAUGAUCCACUAGAAGAGUGUGGUGGUGUAUUUUUCUGUGCCUGUAUUUUCUUCUUAUUUUUUGCGUUUGGGGCAUAAGGACAUGUACCCCCACAGCUCCCAGGUGAGGUUGGGGCUUUGUAAAAAAGUAGCGACCAGGUUCUAAAGCGUAGACAGCAGGCAUCCAAGAGACAGCACCGAAAAAAUCGCAAAUGUGGCGAGAGGCAACGCCAAAUUAGAAUGAAUCAAAAGUUGGCUUUUACUUUAACUUCUACGUUUACAGCUAGUAACUGACUUUAAUCCUGCAGAGUAUACCAUUAAUCGUAUUUAAUAGUUGGUGUUUUGUUGUAAGAACAACUUUAACAUUUCAAAUAAUUUACCUAACUCUCAGGUGAAGAUUUGGCAGUAGCAGAAUACUGAUGUCUCGGUUCAUUUUUGAAGGAUAACAGUAAAAAAGUGACACAAUUGACAUCGCCAAAAAUAAAAAACAAAGCCAGCUGUUAAACUAAUCUGAUCCAAACUCCACUCUGAAGAAUUUCCUUUCACAUGUUACAUUAAAUAUCCUUUUUUAUUUUUCUGAAUCGUGAUGCAAAGCCAGCCAUGUCCAAAGUAACUUUGUACAUAAUGGGCAUGUGAGAAAAAGAUUUCUACAAAUGUUUUAUAUAGUUUCCUUUUUUUUUUUUUUUUUUU